This is a messenger RNA of Clonostachys rhizophaga, 2103 nucleotides long. The record is from the annotation of a GenBank genome assembly. NCBI's taxonomy places the organism in Eukaryota, Fungi, Ascomycota, Sordariomycetes, Hypocreales, Bionectriaceae.
AUGCUAGACAUAGCGAACAAAGCCUCACCGGUCGGCUCGACGGUCUUCUCGGUCAUCGCCCUCGUCGUCAUCUCUCUCGUCGUUUUAGCCAUCUUGCGAUUCUACCUCCCCUUGCGCACGACUCCCGCCCACUACCUCGUCCCCAUCUUCUUCGCACUAUGGCUCCCUUCGGUCGUUGUUAUCCUGGUCCCCAUCGAUCUUGCCUCGAGCGCUAGAACCGACGAUGAGGCUACCCGGGGAAUAUGGCUUCCCGAGCGGGUGGUCGUGGUGGCUUGGAGGAUCACUUACUGGCUGACUUUUGUUCUCACAUGGGCCCUUCUCCCCAUACUUGGCGAAUACUCUGACGCCGGAUAUCGCGAACCUAUCGAGAGAUUACGCUACUCGGUCCGCCAAAAUGCUCAGUUCAUGGCCAUCUCCCUUGGGCUCGGUAUUGUUGGGUUCAUUUACAUCCUGAUCUCAUACGAGGUCAAACUAUCGCGCGCGAAGGACGUGACCAUGGCGUUGGCCUACUGUUGGGGUUUGGCGCUCGCCAUUUAUCUCAUGGGUCACGGGCUCGUUUCCAUCCCACGUCGGCUGAUCCGCAACGCCAGCGUCACCGGAAGAUUGCGCCGCCUACAGACCAAGGCACCUAAAGUGUACGAACGAAUGGAGGAUUCCCUAGUCAGUCUUGAAGAGGUAGAAUACCAGGUUUCCGAACUCAUCCGGCGCAAAACGGGGAGCGCCUUGGAAUUUCAAGACUGGAUCGAAGAGUUGCAGGAGAUGGCGAAUAUCGGCGAGAGUCAGUCCCGACCCGGAACCACCGACCCCAACUCACGGGUAAUACCAACUGUCAUCACGGAUAAAUUCCUUGCCAGCUUGACGCGGAAGCUCGUCAACGCACGCCAUACCCGAUCUCGAUAUUCGGACGAGUGGGCGCAGCUCAUACAAGAAGCACACGAAGCACAAGCGAUCAUCGACUCGGCAGCCUCAAAGAAGCUGGAUUUUGGUGAUGCCGACCCCCACGCAGGCUGGUGGAGCAGAACUAAGUUCCUUACCCCUUAUACCAGAUAUCUGCUAUAUUUCCAGAUCCUGCCGGUCGCAAACUUCUUGCUCGGGGUUCUAUGCGCGGUGGCUUCCGCUUCGAUCGUGUGGUCCGAAGUUAUCAAGGUCGCUGCACCCAACCUAUCACUCAUUCGUCUAACUGUUGUCCACCACUGGAGCCAAGGCAGAGCCGAAGUUGGCUUCGCUGGACAAACAAUCUCGACAUUCUGGGUAUGCUACAUGUUUGCCGCAGCGCUCACGUCGGUCACAGAGGUGCGAGUGUGGCGUGGAAGAGCUCUAGUGAAGCGCAAUACAGCCUACGAGUCUGCCUUCUGGUACGCAAUGCUGGUAGCCAGGCUCAGCGUCCCCCUUUCCUACAAUUUCGUCACCUUCCUAUCCCCAGAUGUAUACAAGAAGACAAUCUUCUUCAAGUUCCUAGGACAGUCCAUUGUCUUAACCGAUAUUGGUCGCUGGUUCGAUAGACUCUUCCCAGCCUUCAUCUUAGUCCCGGUUCUCGCCACCAUUUUUGGUCUCUAUAAGAAAGUAAAGCGUAUUUUCGUCGGCCUGGACGUCAUCGAAGACGAGGAUGAAAAUCCCACGGGGUAUGGAACGGGUUCGUGGCGGGAGGGUCGUGAUCUCAUUGACCGGGAGCUCCGUGGGAACUCUCUCCUCCGUCGACGAGACGACGGCUUCUCAAGACUGUCAACCACGGCUGCUGGCGGCACAGCAGGCCGAUCCGCGCCAGUUCUUUCUAUCCCAGCGGCCAGGAAUGCAGCGACCUCCCCUUCGCCCUCGCGAGCUGCGUCCAACGCCAAUCGCGCAGGCCCCUCUUCAUCAUCCCGGGGUCGCGUAAUUGAUGAGCCGGAAGAUGAGAACAUCUUCUCCAUCAUCGGGCAUCGCAUGAAGAACACGAUGGACACCAUCGAGACUCCCAAGUGGAUGCAGGGCUUUGGUCAGGGGAUAAAGACCCCCAAGUGGAUGGGCGGGGCCGAGGAUGGCGAGCAAUCGCAGGGUGCAGAGCGCGGACGCAGCAGCUCGGAUAUUAGAAGAUGGUUUGGGGGCGAUGGACAUAUUCGCUUAUAG